Marmota monax (woodchuck) is the source of this 334-nucleotide messenger RNA. RefSeq names its product large ribosomal subunit protein eL39-like. Gene Ontology annotation, cellular component: cytosolic large ribosomal subunit; ribosome. Bases 44 to 199 code for a protein of 51 amino acids. The record is from RefSeq and is a predicted model, not a curated record. Gene Ontology annotation, molecular function: structural constituent of ribosome. The transcript has a single exon. Gene Ontology annotation, biological process: translation. NCBI's taxonomy places the organism in Eukaryota, Metazoa, Chordata, Mammalia, Rodentia, Sciuridae.
CCUUCCAACAUCGUGGUAUGCUCAGUGGACUCCAUUCCUUACCAUGUCUUCUCACAAGACUUUCAGGAUCAAGCAAUUCCUCGCCAAGAAACAAAAGCAAAAUUGUCCCAUUCCCCAGUGGGUUCAGAUGAAAACUGGUAACAAAAUCAGGUACAACUCCAAGAGGAGACACUGGAGACGAACCAAGCUGGGCCUUUAAAGAAUUGCAUGUAACAUAGCUUACAUGUUUAUGCUUUGUCAGGGCCAUUGUCACCUGCCAUAUCAAGCUGAAAAUGUUACUUAUGUCUGAAUAAUUGGGCAUGUUUAGUUGGAAUAUGAUUUUUCGCUUUGUUUC